CGAAUAGUCCCGCGGGACUUGCAUAGAAGAUUUCUUCACUGCAGGUUAGAAAAUACAGAAAUAUUUCAAGAUGGCUUCUGCUUCGGUACCAUUACUGAUGGAUGAUGAUACGAUCGGAUUCGGAGAGGAAGACGAUGCCCGAAGUGGAAAACUCAAGCAUCCUUAUGUCACGUUUUUUCACUUGGCGUUCAGAACCACGGCAAUACUAACCUAUGUCUUAUGUGGAUGGUUCUCCAAUAGUUUUAUAGCAAGUUUUGUCGUAGUAACUUUAUUGCUCUCCAUGGACUUCUGGACAGUAAAAAACAUCACUGGGAGAUUGAUGGUGGGACUCAGAUGGUGGAAUUACGUGGACGAUAGUGGCAACAGCCACUGGGUUUUCGAGUCGAGAAAGGGUUCUCAGCAGAAUCGCAUAAAUGCAUCAGAGUCAAGAAUUUUUUGGCUCGCUCUAAUCCUCUGUCCAUUACUCUGGGCUCUGUUCUUUAUUAUAGCACUGUUUGGACUUAAAUUCAAAUGGUUAUUACUCGUCUGCAUUGCUAUUGUACUGAAUGGAGCCAAUCUUUAUGGAUACGUAAAAUGUAAAAUGGGAAAAGAGCAGAGUAUGUCUGCAGCUACCAGUGAUUUUUUGAAGAAACAAGUUAUGCAGAAUGUCAUGGCUUCGAUGAUGACUAAGAGCCCGCCCACAACGACCGCCGGGGGACAACAGCCUAAUAUCAUCUAAUUUAAUUUUAUCAUGAGUCAUUAUUUAAUUUGAAAAUUUUUUGUACAUACUAUUUGUAAGUAUUUGCUUAUUUUCGUCGUGCGAGUAAUGUCAUGUUUUAAAUGAUUUAAUGAGGAAUUAAAUUUUUUUUUUUGGGAGGAUGAGAAGAGGACGUUGACUCCAAAUAAAUCGUGGUAAACGACCAAAAAUUACAUUAUUAAUUUCUAUUCUAUGCCACAAGGCAAUACAUAAUGUACAUGGUAUUUCUCCUUGUCCACUGAAUCAUUCUAUUACACAAUAAUCAUUAUUCUGUUUUUUUCUUCAUUUCUUUGUAAUAAUUAAUUAGUAACAUUAUAUUCCCUAUUUCUUCUGCCUCAGCCUGUUGUAUUCUUUCUGGCAAGAAAGUAUCACAAAAUAAUUUCCCAUUCUCUCAACGUUCUUCAGUAUUUGACAUGAUUCAAUGUUAUUUAUGUUAAAAUUCUUUUCGAGUAAACUUUUGUUUCCGAUUAACGCUAUCACUGUACAUUUCUGAAAUACUGCCUAUUCAAUUUGCGAACAGAAACACAAGAUGGCUUAUGGACAUACAGUGACAUGUCAGAGUACCGAAGGUAAGUAUCGUACUUUUUUU
Fopius arisanus is the source of this 1325-nucleotide messenger RNA. RefSeq lists its product as uncharacterized. The record is from RefSeq and is a predicted model, not a curated record. The transcript has 4 exons. Bases 71 to 718 code for a protein of 215 amino acids. Lineage: Eukaryota; Metazoa; Arthropoda; Insecta; Hymenoptera; Braconidae. Gene Ontology annotation, cellular component: Golgi membrane. Gene Ontology annotation, biological process: protein secretion; vesicle-mediated transport.